Molecule: messenger RNA, 1008 nt
Organism: Penicillium alfredii
Lineage: Eukaryota; Fungi; Ascomycota; Eurotiomycetes; Eurotiales; Aspergillaceae
Exons: 1
Coding region: 1-1008 (335 amino acids)
Source: RefSeq, a predicted model, not a curated record
AUGCCGUCUCUGUCCCUAUCAACAGUAUCCUCCUCCUCCCUGGAUACAAAUGACGCCGACUCGGCGAAGACUAUCGACAGUUCCGUGUCACUCUCGCUGGACGAGGCAGCGAGGGACUGUGAUUCGCACCUACCAUUCGAAAUCCCGGGUGCUGAAGUGUUGACUGCCCCCUCUGUUUCUGUCCUUCGAAAAACUGCGAACGAUGUCUGCAAUCGAAUCAACUCCGACACGUCUUACUCGAACCAGUUUAUCAUCGUGUCAAACAUAUCCCAGCCUCUACAGGAGCUUAUAGGUGGAGAUCGAAAUCCCCUUAAGAUUCCCUAUAGGUUGACACUCGACACACAACACCAGCAAGGGGUUAUCCGAAUAAUACCCUCAGGAGCUCAUGAGCGUGUAACGCGGUCAUUUUCAAACAAACUCGUCGCAAAGUUGCUCGAAAUGGGAAUUGAUCCAGACGAUUACACUAUGAACUCGGCCACCCGGUACCACGGAAAAUCAUGCGACAAAGAAGCCGACGAGUCUCUUACUCCGUCAAGGAAUCCUUCUGAAGGCGAAGACUGGCCUUCCCUCGUUAUCGAAACGGGUCUUUCUGAAUCCGAAGCACAACUACGAACCGAUACAUACUGGUGGUUCUCAAAUUCUAGCUACCAAGUUAAUACUGUUAUACUCUUUCGUAUCCAGAGAUCCCCCGAGCGUAAAGUCUUCGUGAAACUCUAUACUCUCGGACCUACCACCCCUAGAGUCACGCGUGGACUACAGAAAGAUAUUAGGCGUACCCUACUCUCUGAUCCUGCGUUAUCUCAAACAGACUCCCCAACAGUGUUACGACCGCACUUAGCGGCCAAAGAGAUCGUCGUUACCUCGAGCAAUGUUGAGAAUGCUCCACUAGAGCUAGAAUUCGAAUCUAUUAUGCGCCGGCCGACCGCCCCUAACACGAGGGAAAAGGAUAUUACAUUCACGGCUGAGGAUCUUGCUGCGUGCUGCCGCCACGCGCUUCCAAUAACUUGA